GAGAGCAGAAAUGGAGCAGAAUCAGCUGGACAGAGAAACUUUCUCCUGUUCCAUCUGUCUGGAUCUACUGACGGACCCGGUGGCUAUUCCUUGUGGACACAGCUACUGUAUGAAAUGUAUUAAGACCCAGUGGGAUGCAGAGGAUCAGAAGGGAAUCCACAGCUGCCCUCAGUGCAGGGAGACAUUCACACCGAGGCCUGUGCUAAAGAAGAACACCAUGCUAGCAGCUUUAGUGGAGCAGCUGAAGAAGACUGGACUUCAAGCUGCUGCUGCUGCUGCUGCUGCUGAUCACCCCUCUGCUGGACCUGAAGAUGUGGUCUGUGACGUCUGCAGUGGAAGAAAACUGAAAGCCAUCAAGUCCUGUUUGGUCUGUCUGGCCUCUUACUGCGAGAAACACCUUCAGCCUCAUUACGAUUCAGCUGCUUUAAGGAAACACAAGCUGGUGGAGCCGACCAGGAACCUCCAGGAGAACAUCUGCUCUCGUCAUGACGAGGUGAUGAAGAUGUUCUGCCGUACCGAUCAAAAGAGUAUCUGCUAUCUCUGCUCUGUGGAUGAACAUAAAGGCCACGACACGGUGUCAGCUGCAGCAGAAAGCACUGAGAGGCAGAGAGAGCUGGAGGAGAGACGAGGAAACAUCCAGCAGAGGAUCCAGGACAGAGAGAAAGAUGUGAAGCUGCUUCAACAGGAGGUGGAGGCCAUCAGUCGCUCUGCUGAUAAAACAGUGGAGGACAGUGAGAAGAUCUUCACCCAGCUGAUCCGUCUCCUCCAGAAAAGAAGCUCUGAGGUGAAGCAGCAGAUCAGAUCCCAGCAGGAAACUGAAGUGAGUCGAGUCAAAGAUGUUCAGGAGAAGCUGGAGCAGGAGAUCACUGAGCUGAAGAGGAAAGACGCUGAGCUGGAGCAGCUCUCACACACAGAGGAUCACAACCAGUUUCUCCUCAACUGCCCCUCACUGCCAGAACUCAGUGAAUCUAAAGGCUCAUCCAGCAUCAACAUCCGUCCUCUGAGACACUUUGAGGACGUGACAGCAGCUGUGUCAGAGCUCAGAGAGAAACUACAGGACGUCCUGAGAGACGCAGGAACAAACAUCUCAGUGAUGGUCACUGAGGUGGAUGUUCUACUGUCAGAACCAGAACCAAAGAGCAGAGCUGGAUUCUUGAAAUAUUACCGUGAAAUCACUCUGGAUCCAAACACAACAUACAGAUCUCUGGUACUAUCAGAGGGGAACAGGAAGGUGACAAGGAUGAAUCAGGAUCAGUUUUAUUCUACACAUCCAGACAGAUUCACUUAUUGGGAACAGGUUCUGAGUAGAGAGAGUCUGACUGGACGUUGUUACUGGGAGGUGGAGUGGAGAGGGACAGUUUCUGUAGCAGUCACAUACAAGAAUAUCAGGAGAGUAGGAAGUGGGACUGAAUGCGGAUUUGGAUUUAAUGACAAAUCUUGGGCUUUAUAUUGUAACAGUUCUAAAUUUGGCCACAACAACAUCUGGACCUCCGUCUCAGGUCCAGUUUCCUCCAGACUAGGAGUGUACCUGGAUCACACAGCAGGUCUUCUGUCCUUCUACAACGUCUCUGAUACCAUGACUCUAAUCCACAGAGUCCAGACCACAUUCACUCAGCCGCUACUGGCUGGAGUUUGGGUUCGGCACCACGGAGACUCUGCUGAGUUCUGUAAACCCAACCAGAUUUACUCUGUUGUCUCUGAUUGCUGAUCAGGGUUCAUUGUUCUGAUCUCUGCUCUGUUCUUUACUUUUUCUGGUUUAAAUGUAUUUAUCUGCGUUUUGUUGUUGCGCAACACCCCCCCCCUCCUU
Molecule: messenger RNA, 1807 nt
Organism: Xiphophorus maculatus (southern platyfish)
Lineage: Eukaryota; Metazoa; Chordata; Actinopteri; Cyprinodontiformes; Poeciliidae
Product: tripartite motif-containing protein 16-like
Exons: 1
Coding region: 11-1708 (565 amino acids)
Molecular function (GO): zinc ion binding; protein binding
Source: RefSeq, a predicted model, not a curated record